GCGAGCCGUUGUUUGUGUUGUUAGUGUUCGUGAGGUGAUACUAGUAGCGAGUGACAAACUGGAAAUUGUGGAAGUUCUUUGGGAUAACAAUUUCAGAAGCUUUAUUAGUGAAAUAAAUGCGGUUUAACUAACAAUAUAUAUACACAUCCAAGUCUUAAUGUGACGGGAAUUAUGUAAAAAUAAAUAAAUGAACAAAAACGUGACGCUAUGGCAUAUGGUCAGCACAUUGAACAUUAUCUGUUGCUGUGAAAUGCAAAAGAAUUUAAUGACCAAUUAUCAUUAAUGAGCUGACCAUAGAUAAUCCAUGACCAUAUCAGCUGUCAUAUUUAAUUAAAACAGGUGCGAGAGCAGCGGCCGCGCCGACCUGAGAUGUGGUCCGAGUUUGUGAAAAUGAAAGAGCUCGUCACGACCGCCACGACGACCGCCGCAAAGUGACGCCUGAAGUGUGUUUGGCACAAGGAGAGACCGAGACGGUGCCGGGGAGCCUGGAGGCCUGUCGUGCGCCUCGCCCGACACCCCCGACAGGAGAAGCUGGACAAUGAGGCGCGCUGCUGUGUGGCCUCACAGUGGUGUUCGGAGGCCUCAUCAUGGCAAGCGCUGAGGACGCGAGGCCGCGGAAUGUGAGGCAGUGGGAGUCAUGAGGUGGCGGGAGGCUGGCCCCGUGGUGGUGGUGGCUGUGCUGCAAGUGGUGGUGGUGGUGGUGCUGCCCUCCCUGCUGCAACCUGCACACGCCGCAUGGUGGUUUGUGUCCCAGCUGAGUGCGUCGUACACGUCGACGAGGAUUCACUGUGAAAACAUCCCCGGUCUCGUGCGGCGCCAGCGAGUGCUAUGUGAGCGGCACCCCGACGCAAUGCUCGCCGUGACCGAGGGCGCCACGAUGGGAGUCCAACAUUGCCAGAAGCAGUUCCAGGAUUCCCGUUGGAAUUGCUCCACCAUUCCUCGAGAUGCGUCUGUGUUCGGCAGACACGUUCUGCGAAGUACGAGGGAAUCUGCCUUUGUCUACGCCAUCAACAGUGCGGGUGUUGUGCAAGCGAUCACGCGAGCAUGUAGUCGUGGCGCCAUCAUGAACUGUGCCUGUGACAUCACCAAGAAGCAAAAUCCUAGUGAUUUUUGCCGUGCAUAA
This is a messenger RNA of Penaeus indicus, 1123 nucleotides long. Its product is annotated as protein Wnt-2b-like. Bases 638 to 1123 code for a protein of 161 amino acids. Gene Ontology annotation, biological process: neuron differentiation; canonical Wnt signaling pathway; cell fate commitment. NCBI's taxonomy places the organism in Eukaryota, Metazoa, Arthropoda, Malacostraca, Decapoda, Penaeidae. The record is from RefSeq and is a predicted model, not a curated record. Gene Ontology annotation, molecular function: frizzled binding; cytokine activity. Gene Ontology annotation, cellular component: extracellular region. The transcript is spliced from 5 exons.